UCAAACACACGUGUUUUUAAAAUGAUAUAGGUUGUAUUUUUCUAAAUAAAUAGUGAUACUCUAUUUUUAAUAAAUCAUAUUAGGAAUUCAAAAGAAUGACGAACAUAAAGGAUGAAUAUGAAAAAAUUGCCGAGUAUGGUGCGUUCUUCACUGGGGGAGACAUACAAUUAACAAUCGAUGGAGUGAAUCUUCUUUGCCUAUGUGAUGAUGUUAUUAAAGUCGUAGAUGUUAAUAAUGUAUCUACAGUAAAUGUAAUCGGUCAAUCGGAUGAAAAUUUAGAAAGUGAUCAAAUAUACACAUUUCAACUUUCCCACAAUAAUGAUUUAAUUGUGAGUGCACAUAAAAGUGGUUUGAUAAAACUUUGGGAAAGGGAAACUGGAAAACUAAUGAAACUAUGGAGAUCUGGCCAUAAAGGCGCAGUUGCACGUUUGGCAUUCGAUUCUGUAGAUGAAAAUAUAGCAUCAGGGGGAUCUGAUGGUAACAUACGAUUGUGGGAUCUAGAACAUAACACAUGCACUAGUAGCUUAAGAGGAUCAGUGGGUGUAUUUUCAAUUCUGAAAUAUCAUCCUGAUUCAAAUAAAAAAUUAAUAUUUGGAGCUGCUGAUGAUACAAAAAUAAGAUCAUGGAAUUCAAAAACAGGAAAAGAAAGUAUUUUGUAUUCUGGACAUUUCAGCAAAGUAACUUCUAUACAGUUCACAUCUGAUGGUGAAUAUAUUAUAAGUUCAGGUAGAGAUAGAGUGCUUAUUCUCUGGAAAUUAAAUGAAAGCAAAGCUCUCAAAGUGAUACCAGUCUAUGAAAGCAUUGAAGUUUGCAUACUGUUACCAAGUUCAUUUAUAAUUCCUAACUUUAAGAAGAAAAUAGAAAUGGAAGGAAUUUAUGUUGCUUGUGCUGGAGAAAAAGGUGUUGUGAAAAUUUGGAAUAUAGAGAAGAAUCGUUUAAUGUAUGAGCAGAUUAACAGUUUGGCAUCACCUGCUCAAGAAGAAGGAGGGCUCUCAAUCACUCAUUUAUUAUUCAAUGAAGCUAGAAAUAUUAUCGCUAUUGUUACAGCAGACCAUAAUAUUAUAGUUCAUGAUUUAAAGUCAUUUAGUUGUCAGAAACAAAUGGUAGGCUUUACAGAUGAAGUGUUAGAUAUAAUAUUCAUUGGUAAAGAUGAAAGACAUAUUAUUGUAGCUACAAAUAGUAGAGACUUAAAAUAUUAUGAAUUAGAGACUAUGAACUGUCAGAUUGUCAAAGGGCACGCUGAUAUUGUUCUGGCAUUAGCAAAAUUUCCCACAAGGCCAGAUUUAUUUGUUUCAUCAGCUAAAGACAACAGUGUCAGGAUAUGGCAUUGUAAAGAUGAUAAUAUAAUUCUAUGUGUAGGUGUUGGUACCAGACAUACAGCAUCUGUAGGUUCAGUGUUCACUUCUCAGACAUCAAAUGAUUUUUUCACCUCUGUAAGUCAAGACAAUUGCUUAAAAGUUUGGUCAGUUCCUAAUGAAUUGGAUUGUAUUGAUCAGAAAAUAAAAUCUAGUCACACUGAGCUGGCUCAUCAGAUGGAUAUUAAUUGUGUUACUGUAUCACCAAAUGACAGCAUGAUUGCAACUGGAUCACAAGAUAAAACAGCAAAGUUGUGGACAAAAGACUUGACACUUUUGGGUGUAUUGAAAGGUCAUAGACGAGGUGUUUGGUGUGUUAGAUUUUCACCUGUUGAUCAAGUUGUACUAACCUCUUCAGCUGAUUGUUUGAUUAAGUUGUGGUCAAUAGCUGAUUUGAGCUGUUUAAAAACAUUUGAAGGACAUGAAAGUUCAGUUUUGAAGGUGGAAUUCCUUAGUAGAGGCCAGCAAAUAAUGUCUUGCGGUGCAGAUGGUCUUCUUAAACUAUGGAAUAUUAAAUCUUCAGAAUGUAAGGUGUCUGUAGAUAACCAUGAUGGAAAAAUUUGGGCUCUAGCUGUUAAUAAAAAUGAGGAACUUGUAGUAACAGGAGGUUCUGAUUCUAAAUUAGUUAAAUUAAAAGACAUCACUUUAGAGCGCAGAGAAAAGUUAGCGAAGGAAAGGGAACUAUCAAUCUUACAAGAACAAGAAUUAAUGAAUUUACUCCAUGAUAAAAAAAUGAUCAAAGCUCUUAAAUUGGCGUUAAGAAUGGAGAGGCCAUUACAUGUCUUAAAAAUAGUCAAUGAAGUAUUAAAAAAUGGAAAUGAAAAACUUUUUGAAAGUCUUAAAGAAAUCAAUGAUACACAAAAACAAACACUCUUAAAAUUUGCUGCUGAAUGGAAUACAAAUAAUAAGAACUGCCAUGCUGCUCAACUGGUAUUUAACAUUCUUUCACCAGAAAUUUUAAAUGGUAAUCUUAAAGUGUCAUCUCUUAGUAGUCUUAUUGAAGGUACGUUACCUUAUACAGAACGGCAUUUUGAUCGUUUAACAAAUUUAUUGCAGGAUCUCAAUUUUAUCACUUAUACUGUAAACUCUAUGCAACCAUAUACAGUGAAAUAAAUGUAAUUAGAAACG
This is a messenger RNA of Diatraea saccharalis (sugarcane borer), 2483 nucleotides long. The record is from the annotation of a GenBank genome assembly. Lineage: Eukaryota; Metazoa; Arthropoda; Insecta; Lepidoptera; Crambidae.